Molecule: messenger RNA, 4325 nt
Organism: Pecten maximus
Lineage: Eukaryota; Metazoa; Mollusca; Bivalvia; Pectinida; Pectinidae
Exons: 3
Coding region: 134-1003 (289 amino acids)
Source: RefSeq, a predicted model, not a curated record
UGUAGUCGACAAGAGUUUGUUUUACAGAGACUAACGACUUCGUUACGAAUGACAUCAAAGAUUUUGUCAACACUUUCAAAAAUGUGAUAUCCUACAUUUCAGCAGCAACUUAAACAGUGUUCCGUCAGCAAAGAUGGCAGAAGUUGUUGAUGGCGACGGAAGAGAACUUUCCUCUCUAUCAGAAAGGCAUGAACUUGAAAUCGACGACGAAACUGAUUCACCCCGCCGAUUAAAUGAUAGUUUGUCGCCCGAAUCGGGCAUUGAUCUCGAAAGCCGAGGAACUGAUUUGACGGGAAAGGAUGACGAAAAAACAGUUGUUUCUGACGAAGGACCAGAUUCUUCUGAAGCUGUAAAACCAAAUGAAAUGUUCAAAUUUAAUCUGACUGACCCAGAUGAAGUGCUGCGAAUGCUUGAAACAGUUGAUCUUUCUGAAGAAGAUACAGACGUGCUGCUUCAGGAGGCUUACAAUGUCAACAGAAAACUAAGAAUGAUGCUACAGAAAAAAGAAGACAAUAAAGAGCUUAAUCCUGCAGAAGCAUCUCUCGUUAAUGGGUCGUCAGUUAUUAUGGUCCCUGGCAAUUCUGUACAGUCCAGAGCAAGUUCUAAUACAAGGACAACUUCUAACAGCAGGGCAAAUUCCAAUACAAGAACAAUGCCUCCUCAAUGCAGAGUUGCCUCUGGUACUUCUUCGAGAGAAAAUUUAUUUGCUAAGAAUGCCCCACUUCCUCCAAUAAAUGAUAUGAAUCCUAACUCACUUCACCCGUCUGUUUCGAGUAAUGCAUCAAGCUCCAAUGUCUCCUCUUCGGUAUACAGUGCCAAGCUGCGUAGACCUGCACCACCUUCUGCCGGUACAACUCCAACCAGAAAUGCCUUAUCUUCCCAAGGUCCAGGUCGCAGGGUUGUACCUCGCCAAGGUCUUAUGGAUGAACUCUCUUUGCAAAGGAAUACAUUUCGCCAAACAAGAAACCAAAAAGUGCUAAGAAGAUCGAACAGGUUCCAAUAACAGAGCGUCCACCAUGGAACGACCGAUUCAGCCAGGAUUGAACGACAGAGCGUCCACUACCUUACAACCGAUUCAGCCAGGAUUGUAAGACAGAUAACCUACAAAAGUUUCCAAUGGACACACUGCUUUACAGUUUUAUAGCAUUCAGUUGAUGUGAUUAUUUAUUUCGAAUAGUCAUCCAUGAAUUCAAUCUUAGUAAUAAAUAUUUUUGUGAUGUUCUUUUGUUGAGCAGAAACUCGGUUCAGAUCAAGCUUUCUUCCAUUUCAUUUUCAAGAUAUUAAUAUGCAAGUGCACUAUUAUUUGGACAGUAUCUGAAAUUCCUUUGCACAAAUAUACUGGUGAGUUUAUACCUUGGUGGAACGACUGUCGUUUAUUGUUGUCCAUUAUUGAACACUGUUUUGUAGUUUGAAUCUUUGCAAUAUCAAUUUUUUAUUUCACAAGGAUUUGAGAUUUUUUAACCCGUUUUCACUAUUUUGUUAAUUCUGAUAUCUUUGCUUAAAACCAUGGAAAACUAAGUACACCUGGACCAUUCAAUGCAUAUAUAUAUUAUGUAUAUCAUUAAGAAACAAGAAAGUUAUUGCUUAAUUCAGAGAAUCAGUCACAACAGGCUGAAGGCAGGAUCUUAUUUCUUUAUUAGGUAGUUUGUCUACUGGUUUUGGUCACAUUAGUGACCUUAGUCAGGACAAACUUUUACAUAAACUUCCCCUAAAGCACUGAAAUUAAAUUGUGGGUAGAUUUCGUUUGUCAAUUACUGGAUACUAAGAAAGUUACUGAUAUUGGAUUCAUAAAAAAAUACCGGUAGAUGGAUGGUAUAAAAAAUUACAAUUAAGAUGUUUAAUGGCAAAUUUAUUUCAAUUUGUAAAUGGAUUUAGGUAAAUAAUGGGAAUGUCCUAAAAACUUGUUCUCAUAUAAUCAUCAGUCUUCAUCAUAAAACAUUAUCAACAUACAUAUCUGAUUCCAAAGAUAUUCCAUUUCAUAUUAUAUCUAGUCGUGGUAUCCUGCUUAAAUCCAUACUGACUAUAUGUCUAUUGUAUCUGGCCAUUUUUAAUUUUGUGUGUAAAUCACUGUCCUGAACUGUAUGUGCCUUUAAAUUAUAUAAAUAUAGUGGAACUUGGCAUUGUAUUGGGCCUUCCACUGUGUUAACUGAUAUUUGGAUUUAAUCUUUCUAUAAUAUACACUAUACUGUAUACAUGUUAUUGGGUAAGGAUCUGUCUGCUGUGUUAACAAAAAAACAAGGACUUGUGUUCACAUAUAAUCAAGUAUAUAUCACUAAAACUUUGAAGUUAAUCUUAAUAUUAUGUUUGUGUUCAAAAUGUAGAUAUGUGUAUUUAUAAUGUAUUUCAACACAAUGGCAUACUCAGCUAUCUCGAUUGAUGCUUUAAAGAUUUCUUUUGCCAUUUUCAUCAUUUAUUUAUGUAGCAGUAAUCCAAUGCCUGUUUCAGUUCAGUAAUAAUGCUAACAAGUACUUGUUGGGUCUCCCCCUAUUUUUAGACAAAGUCUUUGUGUUGGCGCCACCUAUAAGUUUAGUACAGGACAAAUAUUGUAACAUGUUGGUAUUUUUUUUCAUGUAUGACAUUUAAAGAUGUAUCAUUAGAAUAUAGACUUAUAGUACAUUAUUUGAUAGCUUUCACAUCAGUAAUAUGUACUAGAAAUUAAAUUUUACAUGUAUGAUAAAUUGAAAUAAAAUAUAGUACAUACUGUAAUAGUUUAUACUGUUUCCUGUGCCUUUAAUAUAAUAUGUAUUACAGAGAGUUGUAAUAAUCUAAAUAUGUAAUUUAUAUUAUAUAUAAUUAUAAAGUUGAUUACAUUGGUUAAAUUGGUUAUAUAAUACAACCAUCUUUAACUUCUAGCAUGAUCAGUUUAGUGGAAUGUUCCAGUUGGGUUGGAAGGAACCAUUUUUUCCGAUAAAUGGAACGAAACAAUUUGGUGGAACCUUCUCAUUUGAAGGUUCAAAGUUUCAUUUCCCUGUUUGAUUAUAUUGUUUUUAUAUAUUUGUAAACAGAAAUGGAACAACAUGGCCCAAUUAGAAUGUUCCAACUAAAAGAAUACAGUAUUAGAUAAUUCUAUCUGUAAAUGGCAUUUUCUGUGAUAAUUAGUAAUUUUAAUCCAAAGAGUUAUUUUGAUUGUUAUGUUUUAAUGAUGAAUUGUUGUUGUUGUUUUAUUGACUAUGUUAUUUUAUCAGCUCUGUACAUUGUAAUGUAUUUUUCAUAUGUCCAUCUUAACGAGACAAACGCGAUUUCCGUCCAUUAAAGAUAAUCGCUAUUUUUCCAUAGAAAAGUUUUAUAUGUAUACCUCAAAAUUGAAAAACCAUAAAAGAACUUCAUGACAAUUUGCUUAUGCAAUAAUACUCUUGUUCAUGAGUGGGUGUUAUUGUUAUUAUGCCUUUGGAGGUUUCAUUGGGGGGGGGGCUCAACAUGAGGGGAAAUGUUCUUAAGGACCCAAACACGACAUUACAGUACAUGUACAGUGUAUUUGGCAGCUUAAGAAUCUUACCCUUAUCCUGACAGUCCCAGAUCUGGCUUUUAUUGUGUUAAUGAACAAUUUGUAAAACAUAGAAAAUUUUAAAUAAAGUUUUGUAAAUAGUAGUUACUUCUUGACAGAUAGAUUUAAAAAAAAAAAAGCAAACACCGUUCACUGUUAAAACAGCUAGCUCUAUAAAUCUAGGCAAACUCUUGACCAUGUUUAUUGCGAUGUUAAACAUUGCUUAAAUACCUGUAUCUUCUCAGAUGUUUCUUCAAGACAAAAAAUCUGUUAAGGAGUUGUCAAAAAUGUGAAACUAUGAAAAUAGUAAACUCAUGUAUCUACCUAUUCCUACCAAAACAACUUAUUGAUAUUAUAUACUGUAUAACCAUGCAUGUCUAAAAAAUACCCAAACACAAAGUCUACUAUUGCAUAGAUUAGUUGUUUCUUAAAUGUUGCCAGUGUAACCAAAUCUCUCAGUUAAAUGUGAGAGUAAAAAUCUCUCGGUUAAAUGUGAGAGAAAAAUGUUAAAUGAUUUUAGUUAGAUUUAUAUCUUACAGUACAUUUUGUGAUAACUCUAGAUCUAAUAGUCACCUCUGAUAGAAGCUUUGUAGAUCUGGAAAAAUUGGUUACUACAUUUUUUUAUGUAAAUUAUCUCCCUGAAGUAUAUAUAUUUAUAUAUGACAUACAUCAUAUAUCUGCCAUGUAUUAGGAACACGAGAUCAGUUGAUCCAGAAUUUAAUAUUUUUGAGAAGACAACUUGCCAUAUUGAGCUGUAUGUAUUUACACAUGUGUGUUGUGGUGUGUCAAGGCACAAGUGUUCAUGAAGAGGAAAUCUAUAAUAAAAUAGCACUCAAAUUUG